CCGACACGUCUGAACAUUGGUCGCGUUUGCACUCCACAUCCGCCAGGACGACAUGCGAUAGCAUUGGCUUGGAAAAGACCGCCAGGUCUCCGCAUACACUGCACAGCCAGCGAGCACUACCACCACCAUGUCGGACGAGCAUUCGCCAGAAGACCUGCGGCGGCAUAGCGCUGCCUAUCGCCGCCGCGAGUCGAACAUCAGCGAGGCCAGCUUCUUGGACGAUGUCGAGAUGGCCCAGGACGAGAUCUUCUCCGGGCCCAUGUCGGAGAGUGUCCCCACCGCCUCAUCAUCUUUCUUCCACCGCCGAUCAAGAGCCAACUCGGUCACGAGCUUCACAUAUUACGAGGAAGAGCGCGAUUUUGAUUCAGAAGAGCUGCCCGAAGAUGCCAUCUACGAAGAAGAAGACGCGAUGGAGAAUGGAGAGCUCAGCGGGGAGAGCACGUUCAUUGAGCCUGAGAUGAAUGGAGACUAUGACGAGACUCCUGAAAGUGGCUCCAUCGCGUCGAGGAAAAGGAACGGCAGUCGAGGCUCGUCUCACUCGAAGAGAUCGCGUCGAUCUACGGACUCUAACAGACACUCUGUUCAGAGCCCUCUUCUUCGGAGGAACCACUCUGAAGAUUCGCAAACGAGCGGCUUCCGCGUUGGUGGUAGGGUUAGCCAGAAAAUAUACAUUGUGACCGAGGACAUGACAAUCGUGGUUACUGGCUUCAAGACCUCGAACUUUGGCUUUUCGGCAUAUCUUGCGUUAUGUAUAUGCACGUUAGGACUGGCAUACCUCAUCCUUAGAUGGCUUCCGCGAUGGCACGUGAAGUUGAUCGGGAAAAGCACGCCUCUUGGAGAUGCGGACUGGGUUGUCAUUGAGAAUCAGUGGGGAGAGAUGGCGAUUCAGAAUUUGAGCAAGCAGGAGUUUGGUCAGAGCUUGUCGUCCGUAUUCGGCGUGAGCAAAGCAAAAUGGCAGGACUACGACGAGUAUGACGAUCCUAUUCUGGACGAACUUCGAAUUCUGGAUUAUCGAUAUAUCCGCUUCUGCUACCAUCCCACCAAGGACAAGUUUGUACUCGGUAACACGUGGAAAGAUCCCGCCUGGACUGAUAUCCUGGCUGUGCGCCAGGGCAUUGAUGGCGAAGAACAAGAAGUUCGCGAGCGUAUCUUUGGCAAGAAUGCAAUUGAUCUCGAACAGAAGAGCACUGGUCAACUACUCAUGGACGAGGCCUUUCACCCGUUCUACGUCUUUCAGAUCGCCAGUAUCAUCCUCUGGUCCGCAGACGAGUACUACUACUAUGCUGCAUGUAUCUUUGUCAUUUCUGUCGUCAGUGUUACAACGACCCUGAUCGAAACGAAGGCGACAAUGAAGCGUCUGCGAGAUAUCGCGAAAUUCGAAUGCGAUAUACGUGUUCUGCGAGGUGGCUUCUGGCGAUAUGUCGACUCAAGCGAACUGGUUCCUGGUGAUGUCUACGAAGUCACGGACCCUAACCUUGGCCAAUUCCCUUGCGACAGUAUUCUGCUCUCAGGAGAUUGCAUUGUCAAUGAGAGCAUGCUGACUGGCGAGUCCGUGCCCGUGUCCAAAACACCCGGCACUGAUGACACUCUUGAGAUGCUGAACCUCUCUGCUUCCGCUAUCCACGCCGAUGUUGCAAAGCACAUGCUGUUUAGCGGCACGAAAAUCAUCCGGGCGCGAAGACCGCAAGACGACAAAAGCGACGAGGCUGCAGCACUUGCACUUGUCGUUAGAACUGGUUUCAAUACUACCAAAGGAGCGCUUGUCCGUUCCAUGCUCUUCCCAAAGCCGUCUGGGUUCAAGUUCUACCGCGACUCCUUCAGAUACAUCUCUGUCAUGGGCAUGAUCGCUGCAGUUGGCUUCAUCGCAUCCUUCGUCAACUUCAUUCGCCUAGGUCUGGAAUGGCAUUUGAUCGUCGUACGCGCCCUCGAUCUCAUCACCAUCGUCGUACCUCCUGCUCUGCCAGCUACGCUUACCAUCGGAACUAAUUUCGCAUUGAGUCGCCUGAAGAGCAAGAACAUCUUCUGUAUCAGCCCUCAGCGAGUCAACGUUGGAGGCAAGAUUGAUGUCAUGGCCUUUGACAAGACGGGCACAUUGACAGAAGACGGGUUAGAUGUGCUGGGUGUGCGCGUCGUCUCGAGACCAGCUAAUCGCUUCUCGGAUUUGCUCACUGAUUCAUCAACACUGCUCCCUGGCGCAGUUUAUGAACGCGACCCGACAGCAGACUAUAACGCAAACAAGGCAAUUCUCUAUACCAUGGCCACAUGUCACUCUCUGCGGAUCGUGGAUGAUGAAUUCAUUGGUGACCCUCUCGACUUGAAGAUGUUUGACUGGACAUCGUGGCAGUAUGAAGAAGGUGUGGAAGGCGGAGGCGCUGGUGAUGAUGAAGAAGAGCUCUCGCUCACGCCUUCCGUCGCUCGACCGCCACCAGGCAUGGAAUUCGAUCUGGACGAGGAACAAGGGACUCCAAACAGCAGGCGAGCAAUUGAGCUUGGUGUUCUCCGUUCGUUUGAGUUCGUCUCGCAGCUGCGUCGCGCUUCUGUCGUGGUCAGGCAAUUCGGCGAAAAGAGUGGAGAUGUGUUCGUUAAGGGUGCCCCAGAGGCCAUGAAGGCCAUAUGCAAGCCAGAGAGCUUCCCUGCCGACUACGAUGACUUGCUGAACUACUACACCCACCGCGGCUACCGUGUCAUUGCUUGCGCCACGAAGCACAUCUUCAAGCUUAAUUGGCUGAAGUUGCAAAAGAUGAAGCGAGAAGAUGUAGAGUCUGGACUGGACUUCGCGGGCUUCAUCAUCUUUGAAAACAAGCUCAAGGAGACCACUACAGACAUCAUUACCGAGCUACGUGAAGCCAACAUUCGCACAGUCAUGUGCACAGGUGACAACAUCUUGACAGCCAUCAGUGUUGCAAGAGAGUGUGGCGUCAUUGACAAGUCGGCCCACUGCUUUGUGCCUCACUUUGUCGAGGGUGACGCUCAUACCGCUCUCUCCAAGCUUGCCUGGGAAUCGGUGGACAACCCUGUCUACCAGCUCGACGAGAAUACACUCAGACCAUUGCCUCCGCCUGCCGAGCACGAUUCCUCUCUGCCUUAUGACGUGUCCAAUCUACGCAACUAUUCGGUGGCAGUCACUGGCGAUGUCUUCCGCUGGAUCGUGGACUUCGCAUCUCCAAAGGUCCUGAAAGAAAUGCUGGUCAUUGGCCAAGUCUUCGCACGAAUGUCGCCCGACGAGAAGCACGAGCUGAUCGAAAAGCUGCAAAGCAUCGACUACUGCGCUGGCUUCUGCGGUGACGGCGCCAACGACUGCGGAGCACUCAAAGCUGCCGACGUCGGCAUCUCCCUCUCCGAAGCAGAAGCGUCCGUUGCAGCGCCAUUCACGAGCCGCAUUUUCGACAUUUCUUGUGUCCCAGAAGUCAUUCGCGAAGGUCGUGCCGCACUCGUCACCUCUUUCAGCUGCUUCAAGUACAUGUCCCUCUAUUCGGCCAUUCAGUUCACCUCAGUCAGCUUCCUCUACGCCACAGCUUCCAACCUCGGCGACUUCCAGUUCCUCUACAUCGAUCUCCUUCUCAUCUUGCCCAUUGCAAUCUUCAUGGGCUGGACAGGACCCUACCCUUCACUCUCACGCAAACGCCCAACAGCCUCCCUGGUCUCUCGCAAAGUCCUCACCCCUCUCAUCGGUCAAAUCAUCAUCACGAUACUCUUCCAAUUCGUCGGCUGGUUCUUCGUCCGCAAACAACCCUGGUACCAGCCUCCCGUCUUGGACACCGAGCAUUCCAAUUCCAAGAACUCGGAAAACACAACGCUCUUCCUCCUCUCCUGCUACCAAUACAUCCUAUCUGCCAUCGUGCUCUCGAUCGGCAAACCUUUCCGGCAGUCAAUGCGACAUAAUUUACCCUUUGUCGUCACCAUGGGCGUCGCAUUGGGCAUUUCAUCGUACAUGCUUUUCGACCCAGCGCCUUGGGUCGAGAAUGUCAUGGAGUUGACGUGGAUGAGCAACAAGUUCAGAGUGUUCAUUUUAGUUCUUGGCAUUGGCGCUUUUGCGACGAGUUAUUUGUGUGAAAGGCAUGUGUUCCCGACUUUUGCGAGGGUCAUCGGGAAGCUGAAGGAGAGAUUUGGGGAAAAGAAGAAGAGAAAGGAGUAUAAGAUCAUUGCAGAGGGGAUGAGGAUUUGAUAGUAGCAGCGCUAUGUCGGUGCCGGAAACACGAGAGUCGAAGCGGUGAAUGAAAUAUAUGUAUGGUGUACUUGUAGAUUUCCCUUUUAUGCACACAUGUCGGUGGGAAAUGCUAGAUAAGUCGCGGGAGACGCGGAGCAACAGAACUGUAUAAGGAAAUGCAUCAUGGCGGCAUCUGAGAAAAUAAGAAC
Messenger RNA from Cercospora beticola, 4356 nucleotides. It is a transcript of the gene YPK9, whose product is annotated as putative acid anhydride hydrolase. The record is from RefSeq and is a predicted model, not a curated record. Gene Ontology annotation, molecular function: ATP hydrolysis activity; ATPase-coupled monoatomic cation transmembrane transporter activity; ATP binding. Gene Ontology annotation, cellular component: membrane. NCBI's taxonomy places the organism in Eukaryota, Fungi, Ascomycota, Dothideomycetes, Mycosphaerellales, Mycosphaerellaceae. Gene Ontology annotation, biological process: transmembrane transport; intracellular calcium ion homeostasis.